Molecule: messenger RNA, 812 nt
Organism: Terrapene triunguis (Three-toed box turtle)
Lineage: Eukaryota; Metazoa; Chordata; Testudines; Emydidae
Product: probable 2-ketogluconate reductase
Exons: 4
Cellular component (GO): cytosol
Molecular function (GO): NAD binding; hydroxypyruvate reductase [NAD(P)H] activity; glyoxylate reductase (NADPH) activity
Source: RefSeq, a predicted model, not a curated record
CACAUCUGGGAGGGGGGAAAGUCUUUGUUGUUGUUGUGUGUGUGCGCGCGCGCUUUUGCAGAAGAAGAUCCAGGAGGCAGCCAUCUAACUCCCUUGAAUUAGGCAUGGAAGAGCAAGAGCUGCCUUAUGUGUUGAUAAACACUACAGGAGGGACAUACGGAGUAUAUGAGGAUCAUGUCGAGUUUUUGAAGAAACAUUUUAACCUUAUCACCAUGAAGGAAUUUCUUGAAAACAAAAAUCGUCUUAGUGAAAAGAUCAAAGCUAUUUAUAUGUGGUGGCACAAACCAGCUGCUAACCAGGAGCUUCUCCAUAGUCUGCCUAACUUAAAGGUGAUUGCAACCUCUGGGGCAGGAGUGGAUCAUUUGGACUUGAAACUGAUCUCCAGCUUUGGAGUGAAAGUCGCCAACACUCCCUUUGCUGUUUGCAAUGUCACUGCAGAUCUGGGGAUGGCUUUAAUGUUGGCAUCUGCCAGGAGACUAGUGGAAGGUUGUCAGAUUGCAGUUUCCCCAAACACUGAGCAUUUUGCUGAUGACUUGCUGGGAGAUGAAGUCACCGGGGCUACCCUUGGUAUCAUUGGAAUGGGCAGUAUUGGAUAUAUGGUGGCCAAGAGGGCCAAAGCUUUUGAAAUGAAAAUUCUUUAUCACAACAGGAGCCAGAGAAAAGAGGAAGAGGAACGGGCUGUUGGUGCCAUUUAUUGUAAAAAGAUAGACGACUUGCUCCAGCAGUCAGAUUUUGUGAUGCUGGUUGUGAAGCUGACGCCUCAGACAGACAAACUGUUUGGGAAGAAGGAGUUAGAACUGAUGAAACCCACU